AUGCCGGUGGCGCGCGUGGAGUAUAUCGCGCCCUGGUGGGUGGUGUGGCUGCACAGCCUCCCACACCUCGGCCUGCGCUUGCAGCCUGUGGACAGCACCUUCAGGCCCCGCGAUGAGAGUUACCAGGAGUCGCUGCUGCUCCUGGGGCUGGUGGCCGCCAUCGGCCUGGGCCUGAACCUCGUCCUCCUCGCGGCCUACCUGGUCUGUGCGUGCUGCUGCCGGCAGGACGACGCGGCGCAGACCAAGCACCCCCGCUCCUGCUGCGUCACCUGGACGGCCGUGGUGGCCGCGCUCAUCUGCUGCGCUGCGGUGGGCGCGGGUUUCUAUGGAAACAGCGAGGCCAACGACGGGGUGUACCAGCUGCUCUACGCCCUGGGCGACGCCAACCACACCUUCUCCGGGAUCGAUGUGCUGGUGUCGGGAACCACCCAGAAGAUGCAGGUGGACCUGGAGCAGCACCUCGCCCGGCUGGGUGAGAUCUUCGCCGCCCGGGGCGAUUACCUCCAGACGCUGAAGUUCUUGCAUCAGACGGCGGGCAGCAUCAUUGUCCAGAUGGCAGGGGUGCCCGCGUGGACGGAGGUCACUGAGCAGCUGACUGAACUGGCCAACCAGACCAGCUACGUGGAGUACUACAGGUGGCUGUCCUACCUCCUCCUCUUCAUUCUGGACCUGGUCCUCUGCCUCCUCGCCUGCCUGGGUCUGGCCAAGCGCUCCAGGUGCCUCCUGGCCUCGAUGCUCGGCUGCGGGGUGCUGGCCCUGCUCCUCAGCUGGACCUCCCUGGCUGCUGACGCUGCCGUGGCCAUGGGCACCAGUGACUUCUGCGCGGCUCCAGACACCUUCAUCCUGAACGUCACAGAGGGCCAGGUCCGCCCCGAGGUGACCCGGUACUACCUGUUCUGCAGUCAGAGCGCAAGCAGCCCCUUCCAGCAGGCCCUGACCGUCUUCCAGCGCUCACUGACCGCCAUGCAGAUCCAGGUAGCGGGACUCCUGCAGUUUGCCGCGCCCCGCUUCCCCACCGCAGAGAAAGAUCUGCUUGGAAUCCAGCUCCUGCUGAAUUCAUCCGAGUCCAGCCUCCACCAGCUGACCGCCUUGUUGGACUGCCGGGGGCUGCACAAGGACUACCUGGACGCCCUCGCCGGCAUCUGCUACGACGGCCUCGAGGGCCUGCUGUACCUCGGCCUCUUCUCCCUCCUGGCCGCGCUGGCCUUUUCCGUCAUGACCUGCCUGGGGCCGGGGGCGUGGAAGCACUGUGCCAGGAGGGACAGGGACUACGACGACAUCGACGACGACGACCCCUUCAACCCCCAGGCCCGGCGCAUCGCCGCCCACAACCCGUCUCGGGGGCAGCUUCGCAGCUUCUGUAGCUACAGCAGCGGCCUGGGCAGCCAGGGCAGCCUGCACCCCACCCAGACCAUCUCCAACGCCCCCGUCUCGGAGUACAUGAACCAAGCCGCGCUGUUUGGCGGGAACCCACGCUACGAGAACGUGCCGCUCAUCGGAAGAGGGUCCCCGCCACCCACGUACUCGCCCAGCAUGCGGGCCACCUACAUGUCCGUGGCGGACGAACACCUGCGGCACUACGGGAACGAGUUUCCAGCCUAA
Messenger RNA from Rangifer tarandus platyrhynchus (Svalbard reindeer), 1602 nucleotides. The record is from the annotation of a GenBank genome assembly. NCBI's taxonomy places the organism in Eukaryota, Metazoa, Chordata, Mammalia, Artiodactyla, Cervidae.